GGGGCGGGCGGGGAAGAUGGCGUACCAGAGCCUGAGGCUGGAGUACCUGCAGAUCCCGCCCGUGAGCCGCGCGUACACCACGGCUUGCGUGCUCACCACGGCCGCCGUGCAAUUGGAGCUGAUCACGCCCUUCCAGCUCUACUUCAACCCUGAGCUCAUCUUCCGGCACUUCCAGAUAUGGAGAUUAAUCACCAAUUUCUUGUUCUUUGGACCAGUUGGAUUCAAUUUUUUAUUUAAUAUGAUUUUCUUAUACCGUUACUGCCGAAUGCUCGAAGAAGGCUCUUUCCGAGGCCGGACAGCAGACUUUGUAUUCAUGUUCCUUUUUGGGGGACUCUUAAUGACUCUUUUCGGUCUGUUCGUGAGCUUAGUUUUCUUGGGGCAGGCCUUCACUAUCAUGCUUGUCUACGUGUGGAGCCGAAGGAAUCCGUACGUCCGCAUGAACUUCUUUGGCCUUCUCAACUUCCAGGCCCCCUUUCUGCCCUGGGUCCUCAUGGGCUUUUCCUUGUUACUGGGCAACUCCAUCAUUGUGGACCUCCUGGGAAUUGCAGUUGGACACAUAUAUUUUUUCUUGGAAGAUGUAUUUCCCAAUCAGCCAGGGGGAGCGAGAAUUCUGAAAACACCUACUAUUUUGAAGGCAAUUUUUGAUACGGCAGAUGAUGAUCCCAAUUACAACCCCUUGCCUGAAGAGCGACCAGGAGGCUUCGCGUGGGGCGAAGGCCAGCGCCUCGGAGGCUAGGAGGGCAGUGCCAAGUACGAAAUCCACUGGGAAGGAAGGACUCCAAAGAGAUCUCCUCUGGGACGCUUUUCCUCUUUGUUUCCAAAGCGUGGAGACACUUGCCAGCUUUCCAGUUUUUAAAUCCAGAAGCACUUUAUGCAAUGGUACAUCCAUGGUCAAUCCCGGAGACCUCUCCAGCGGCCUGCCCGUGUUUCUUCACUUGACCAUUACUUACACUGGUACUGAUGGUGUAACCUCCUGGAGCCAGAAACACGGAAGAGACGCUUGCUGCCAGCUCCGUACCAAGGAUAUGCUCACCUGCGAGAGAAAGUGUAAAGCAGAACUCUCUCCCCCUCCCUUCUUUGGUACAUGGACAGCUCAGAGAGGACAAAAUAAAACUCAGUUCAUUCUCUCUCACUGGA
Molecule: messenger RNA, 1137 nt
Organism: Vombatus ursinus (common wombat)
Lineage: Eukaryota; Metazoa; Chordata; Mammalia; Diprotodontia; Vombatidae
Gene: DERL2
Product: derlin 2
Exons: 7
Coding region: 17-736 (239 amino acids)
Biological process (GO): endoplasmic reticulum unfolded protein response
Cellular component (GO): Hrd1p ubiquitin ligase ERAD-L complex; endoplasmic reticulum membrane
Molecular function (GO): misfolded protein binding; ubiquitin-specific protease binding
Source: RefSeq, a predicted model, not a curated record